CCGGAACUGGACUUUGCCUGCCGUUGCUCGAUAUUUCUUCUUGGCAUGUGUCGCCUUCUGUUGUCGUAAAACUAAGAGAAGAAGUAGAAGAAGUGAUGGAUAAUCAAGGAGGCUCGACUGAUCCACAACUCCAGCACUUUAUUGAGAUUGAGUCUCAAAAACAGAGGUUUCAGCAGCUGGUUCACCAAAUGACAGAAGUGUGUUGGGAGAAAUGCAUGGAUAAGCCAGGUCCAAAGCUAGACUCAAGGACAGAGGUCUGCUUUGUAAACUGUGUGGAGCGUUUCAUUGACACAAGCCAGUUCAUUCUCAACAGACUCGAACAGACUCAGAGGACAAGAGGUGCCUUCUCAGAGACUAUAACAGAUUAGCCAGGACCUGAAUGGAUGGUUAUCUUUUUUACUCUAGUUGUGAAGCAGCUGUUAUUAAAACAAGACAUUAUUUUUAUUCUUACCAUCUGUCUUAUUGUUGUAUCUGGUUGAUAUCUUGUUAAGCCAAUACUGGUUUUGCAUCAGGGUAAAUAAAUAUAAGUUGCAUAAAAAUGUAA
Trichomycterus rosablanca is the source of this 544-nucleotide messenger RNA. Its product is annotated as mitochondrial import inner membrane translocase subunit Tim8 A. The transcript has 3 exons. NCBI's taxonomy places the organism in Eukaryota, Metazoa, Chordata, Actinopteri, Siluriformes, Trichomycteridae. The coding region runs from base 96 to 368 and encodes 90 amino acids. The record is from RefSeq and is a predicted model, not a curated record.